UAUCCAACUGCAUAAUUGUAACCAAUUAAAUGGGUUUUGAUUGGACAGCUGGAUGAAAGAUAGAUCGAGCAGGGUAGAGAAACAUUUACUGAGCCUUCUACCAAUCAGUCCUUAUGUUGAACAGUCCUUACCAGUGAAUGGGAUACAACUAAAGAAUUAAAUCAAUUUCUCUCUAAGAAAAAGCACUUCAUAUCUGAAAUUCAUUCAAUAUAAAAAUAUAAAAAGACCACCAUUUUUUUCUUCUUCAAAAACCAUCUGGGAUCUGCUAAAGGAAAUGGCAGCAGAAGCAACCGACAUAGCUAACACAACUGAGCUGGAAGGGAAUACAAUUACAGAAUUCCACUCACAAGUGGCUGAAAUUAUCGGUGGAAUGGGGGAUGCAAUCAAGGUUGUUCAACCUGAAAAUGCAGAAGUGGACAUCAACACAACCCUAUCUGAUGCUGAUACAAGUACACCUGCAACUGAUAAGGAUGUUAUUGCACAUGUUUCUGUUGAUGAUGAACAAGAGAAAAACACUAGGACCGAAACUGCUCCUUCUGAAUCUCAACCGCAGACAGUGGUUGAGCAAAAUAGAAAGCAAGCUCCUUUCUCAAAGCAUGACGAAAAAGCUGCAGUAGUAGAGGACACUUCUAUUCCUGAGCCCUUGCCUUCAGAAACACACAAGAAGCAGGAAGAAGAGCAUGUGGAGCAAGCCAUCCCCGAGCCAGUGAAAGAGGUGAGCCAGGUUAACAAGGAUGAGGAGGCAAUGGCUGCAGAGGAAUCUCCAGAGGCCGACAGCGCUGGCUGGGAGGAGGCCAUGGGAGAGCAAACAGAGGACCUCUGUCAAGAGGAACUUUUGGAAGGGAGUCAAGAUGACAAUGACGAGGUGGUCUCUUGGGAUGGAACAAAGCAUGAAAACGGCUCUCAGGAUUCUCAGUCUACUAGUUCGAUCCCUGGUUCCCAGUCUUCCGGAGAAAUAUCAGGGGGAGGGAAGAAGCCAGACAUCAACAAACACAGCUCUUCAAAGUACAACACUGUGUCCUAUCGCAAAAUCAGAAGAGGAAACACCAAGCAAAGAAUUGAUGAGUUUGAGUCAAUGAUGCAUGCAUAAACUAACACAUCAUCUGGUUCUGGUCUUAUCACUAGCUGGGAUAUACAAACUUGAUCAAGCAUGCUACCACCCAUGCUGUAUGCUAUAAUGUUGUGUUUACAAGUAGAAGCUAGUAUAUUGUAUUUUAUUUUCACAAUUACUCAUCUUUUUGAUUGCAUGCCUUCAAAUUCAAGGUCAGUCCUAUUCACAAAGUUUUUAAGAUAACUUAUUUCAUUCCACGUGUUUUUUUUUUUAAUGAAUAAAACAUUUUAUAGUUUGACAUUCAUGAACUUGUUCUUGAAUGUUGUAAAGCACAAGUGAUAAAUCAUGUUAACAUUUGUGAAUGGGACCCAUUGUAACAAAAACCUACGAGACUUUGUUGUGGAAACCAGGAACAUGAACUGGUAAGGGAGGCAUCACUUGCCUUGUGGUAGUAUAGUAGUUCUAUUUGUUUAGCAAAGAGAGGUGAAAAUAAACAUUUAUGCAACGUUAAUUCUAUAAAGUUUUCCAUUUGUAUUCAUUGACAACAGUAAAACUGGUAUAUCAUAUCAUAUAUCACCUGUGCCUCAUUGAGUAAUAUUCCUGAUUUAACAAACGGGCAGCUUAGAUCAAUUGCCUUCCUAUCCAGACUACUUUUACCUUAGAAAGGUUCAUUCUGAGAAUGCAACAGGUGGCGAUUGUAGGUAGAUUAACAACACUGCUAUAUAAUAUAAUAAAAUAAAUGAUGACUGCAUUAUGAGGUAGCUUUUAUGUCUGGUUUACAGCACAGUAAAAUUAGUAAUGUAAUAGAAUGUAGUCGUCAGAAGCUUUUGAAGUUUCAUUUGAACCGCAAGAAUAGUAUUAUCUCAUAUGGAUCCCAACACAUGCUGUGGCUUAUCUAGCCCACGUAGAGUGCUAUUGUCUCUGAACAAGCCAUGGAGGAAACAAAGAUGCCCUUUUUAAUGACAUAAUGAUUAUAGACAGCUUUCAGUUUGAACAUGUAACAAAGUUUGAAACACAUCAUAUUAGUCUAGACUUGUAUCUUGUAUUCCUGUAUAUUUUUUUACAGAAUGCUGUUACUGAAGCUUUACUGCAGUCAUUUAAAUCUGACACUGUAAUUUAAGUGAAUUUUGUUAAAGCUAACCAAUGGAAAAAAAACUUUUUUAGAUGCCUAUCAAGGGGAUUAUGAGAAAUAAAGCUCAUUUUAUUUCA
Molecule: messenger RNA, 2260 nt
Organism: Polyodon spathula (Mississippi paddlefish)
Lineage: Eukaryota; Metazoa; Chordata; Actinopteri; Acipenseriformes; Polyodontidae
Product: ermin-like
Exons: 3
Coding region: 275-1090 (271 amino acids)
Biological process (GO): actin filament organization; morphogenesis of a branching structure; regulation of cell shape
Cellular component (GO): paranode region of axon; filopodium; myelin sheath
Molecular function (GO): actin filament binding
Source: RefSeq, a predicted model, not a curated record